Arachis ipaensis is the source of this 504-nucleotide messenger RNA. RefSeq lists its product as uncharacterized. The record is from RefSeq and is a predicted model, not a curated record. NCBI's taxonomy places the organism in Eukaryota, Viridiplantae, Streptophyta, Magnoliopsida, Fabales, Fabaceae.
AUGGCUGGUAAUGUUUUAAAUGCCUUAUUCGAUUCGGAAGCAACACAUUCGUUUAUUGCAUUUGAGAAGGCUGAUGAGUUAGGAUUGAAAAUAGUGGUCCUGUGGUAUGAUUUAAAGGUGUAUAAUGCUACCCAUGAAGCUAUGGUGACUAGGUUAGAAUGUCCACAAGUUCCGUUUCGAAUACAACAACUAUGCUUUAUGCCAGAAGACACAGAAGGGCCGGUUGUGGCGAAUAGCUAUUACCUGAAUUCUAUGAUGGUGAAUUGUUCUGGGGCUGAAUGUCAGGGUAUUAUGUUGUUAACUGCGGGUGUUUUGCAUGAUGAUCAAAGAUUGGAGCAAAUUUCAGUUGUGUGUGAGUUCCCAGAGGUGUUUCUGGACGAUAUUGCCGAAUUUUCACCCAACCGAGAGGUUGAAUUCGCUAUUGAGUUGGUGCCUGGAGCCGGUCCAAUCUUGAGUGCUCCUUAUAGGAUGUCACCUCUAGAAAUGGCCGAGCUGAAGUCUUAG